Molecule: messenger RNA, 2658 nt
Organism: Silurus meridionalis
Lineage: Eukaryota; Metazoa; Chordata; Actinopteri; Siluriformes; Siluridae
Gene: pex13
Product: peroxisomal biogenesis factor 13
Exons: 4
Coding region: 69-1283 (404 amino acids)
Biological process (GO): protein import into peroxisome matrix, docking
Cellular component (GO): peroxisome; peroxisomal membrane; peroxisomal importomer complex
Molecular function (GO): protein binding
Source: RefSeq, a predicted model, not a curated record
UGGCCCCGGCAGCUCCUGUCAGUGAGUGAACUCAGGCGCUAGUGAACUUAGCGUGUAGCUUUAACACCAUGUCCUCUCAGGCGCCUCCAAAACCGUGGGAAAGACGAAUUCCUGGAGCUGCUGGAGCUCCACUGAACUUUCGUUCCACUGAUUUCGCGGGAGGAAUCGGUCUCUCGCCGUCGAUCCCUUCAACCAUGACGCGUAUGGCGCCUCCGAUACCGCAACGUCCAAUCAAGCAGAACUACCGUCCUGCCUACAGUUCUUUUCCGCCCUCCUACAGCCCCUUCAGCAGCUCUCCGUACGGAAGCUACAGCCCGUACAGCUACGGCGGUUUGGGCUACAGUCGCCUUCCUCCCCUGGAGGACGUGCCGCCAAGCCGCUUCGUGCAGCACGCGGAGGAGAGCAGCCGAGGAGCGUUCCAGUCGGUCGAGAGCAUCGUGCACGCUUUCUCCUCCGUCAGCAUGAUGCUGGACGCCACCUUCUCGGCCGUCUACAACAGCUUCCGAGCCGUGCUUGACGUCGCCAAUCACUUCUCCCGCCUGCGCGUCCAUUUCACCAAAGUGCUCUCGGCCUUCGCGCUCGUCCGCACGCUGCGAUACCUGUACCGCCGCCUGCAGAGGAUCUUGGGACUGAGGUCGGGCGCCGACGUGGACGAGCUGUGGGAUGACAGUGCAGCAAGUGCCGUGGUUCCAGGAGGCAGAGGAGCCGCUGCUGGGGAUUCCAGAGACGGCACAGUCAAGUCUUGGCCCAUAUUUCUGUUUCUGGCGGUGGUUUUCGGUGGACCGUACCUGAUCUGGAAACUUCUGAGAUCGGAAGAGGGUGCAGAAGAGCACGGCACCAACUGGGCAAGUGGUGAAGACGACCACGUGGUAGCCAGAGCUGAGUACGACUUCACUGCUGCGUCUGAGGAGGAGAUCUCUUUCCAGGCUGGAGAUAUGCUGAACCUGGCUCUAAAGGAGCAACAGCCAAGGGUGCGUGGGUGGCUGCUGGCCAGCGUGGAUGGUCAGACUACAGGCCUCGUCCCUGCCAACUACGUCAAAAUCCUGGGGAGGAGGAGGGGCAGGAGGCAAGCUGAGCUAGAAAGGUUGGCACAGCUCCAGCAGUCAGCGCCGGUUCAAGUUACUGCCACUGUGCCAUCUUCAGCCGCAGCUUCAGUGGAUCAACCAGACCACGAGAAGCUGCUGGAGAGUGUGUAUGCUGAAAACCCAGCAUGUACAAACACAGCAGUGAUGAUGAGCAGCUCAAACAGUGCACUAGGAACUCCCGAAAAACUUGACUUAUAAAAGUUUGUGUGUGUGUGUGUGUGUGUGUGUGUGUGUGUGUGUGUGUGUGUGUAUAUUCUCCAGAAUUGAUACGAAUCUUCUCAUGUGUGAUUUUCAUCCACCUGCUUUUAUGCGUUUUAAAUUCAAUAAUAGAAAUGGCAUAAAAACGAGGUGGUUACACGGAUAAGUAGAAGAUGUGACGAUCAAAACGUCGACUGGAGCACUUUCAAUGACUUUUGGUCGUUUCGUUUAUAAAAAGUUACUAAACGUUUGUACGGAAUUGAAAAUAAAUUCAUUAAAAAGAAGAAGGGGGGGGUUACAUAGCUGCUGAUAUGUUUAAAGGUUUGAUUGGGAUAUUUUGAUUCGAAAUUAAAAUUAUUAAAAACAUUUACCAAUAUAAAUAAAUAAAUAAUACCCUGUUUAUUUCAUGAAACGUGGAGAAUCUGCUAAGGAAAACCAUUUAAUGGAAAAAAAAAAGUGGUAGAGAUGAAUUAAAGGAGCGGUUUGUACAUUUUUACGCUAUUUGCUGCUUGUGAUCGCAAUGUACAUUGUGUUCGCAAUCCUGUUUGACCAAAAGCCCCCGGUUGAAAUCGGUAUAAAAUGUUAACGACGAGCAGCAAAUCUGAGCAGUUCCACCCGGGGGGGUGGAGCUUGUUUCUAGACCAGAAAAAAAAAAUAUAGACUUAAUGUCUGAAAAAAGAGCCAACUCACAUAAAAGCAGGAGUGAAUUCAAUCUAUUAUAUUGUAUCCAUGGAAUAUUUUUUAUCUGGAUGUAAAAAAAAUGUCAUACUGCACCUUUGAAUUUUACGCUACGCCUGGGGGUGGAGCUUGUUUCUGGCCCAGAAAAAAAAAAAACCCAACCCACAGUAGAUCUAAGACCUGAAACAAAAAAAACAAUUCCAGUGAAAUCAGGACCAAAAGCAGAAUCUGUGUUAUGGUUUGGGUUAUUGAUGUUAAUUAUUUAUGCAACCCCCAAACACACGUGUAGAAUGCGUGUCGGUUUUUUUUCCCCCUCGGAAAGGUUAAACAGUUAUAAAGGUCAGAGGCGUUUUUACACGCAAGCGUAAUGUAUGUUUAUGAACCGGGCUGUAAUUUAUCGCAUCUUAUAGUUUUGUCAUCAAGCUGAAAUCAAAGAAUUUACUGUUCAUUUCGUGACGUUAUUAACAGAUUUCAGCUUCAAUUUUGUUAGAAUUUUUGAAUUACGACGAACAUCAUACGAAAAUACGCCCGAAUGAGUCCUUCAGCAAAUUGUAUUGCUUUUAUCUGUUUCUUCUUCACGUGUGUGUGUGUGUGUGUGUGUGUGUGUGUGUGUGUUACUGUCGUUGAAUAAUUAUUAGGGAACACGCAACUGUGUACAUAGAAACAUUAUUUUCAUUAAAAUAUUUUCAGACUGAUA